This is a messenger RNA of Sesamum indicum (sesame), 585 nucleotides long. Lineage: Eukaryota; Viridiplantae; Streptophyta; Magnoliopsida; Lamiales; Pedaliaceae. The record is from RefSeq and is a predicted model, not a curated record.
AUGAGUUGCUCGAGGAAUCUCUCAGGCUUGUCGAUCUUUUGUGGAUUUUCUAGAGAUCUGGUGUGGUCGACCAAGGAAUUCAUUGAGGCUCUUGAAUCCUCCAUCAGGAGAAAUAGAGGUGAAACAGCGAUGAAUGAUCGAAUCAAUACUUAUGUGGCCUCAAGAAAGAAGAUGAAUAAGAUGGUCAACAAAUGCAUCAAGAAUUUGAAGAGCUUCAACCAAAGUUCUACAGCACUCCCAACCAUUGGGAUGAUGCUCAAAGAAACAGUCCCUCAAUUUCUCGGCCCUAAUAUCUCUGUUGAUACUCUUGGCAGGGAAAAGGAAGGAUCAAAGCAAAGAAAUUGGUCAUUUCUUUCCAAGUUCGUUCAGACCAAACGAGUACAUUAUGAGAUAGAACAAGAAAAUGGUGCUGAGGACUUGUUUUCCUUGAACAUGCACAAGUCAAGCAAAGGCAUACACGAGAUCACAUUGAAGCAACUGAAAGCAACAGAAAUGACCAUCCAGGAACUUGAAGAUGGAUUAGAAGCCUUGUUCAGGAGUUUAGUCGAAACUAGAGUUUCUCUUCUUAAUGUUCUCAGCCAUUAG